Messenger RNA from Lithohypha guttulata, 1224 nucleotides. RefSeq lists its product as uncharacterized. Gene Ontology annotation, cellular component: nucleus. The record is from RefSeq and is a predicted model, not a curated record. Gene Ontology annotation, biological process: regulation of DNA-templated transcription; aflatoxin biosynthetic process. Bases 1 to 1224 code for a protein of 407 amino acids. The transcript has 2 exons. NCBI's taxonomy places the organism in Eukaryota, Fungi, Ascomycota, Eurotiomycetes, Chaetothyriales, Trichomeriaceae. Gene Ontology annotation, molecular function: DNA binding.
AUGUCUCCUGUCAAUAUCACCUCCAAGUCAUCACAGAAGCCACCGAGCUUGAAACCUACAUGCACUUCGUGCGCUGCGUCCAAAAUAAAGUGCAGUCGCGACAAGCCUGAACGUGGGUUGACAUGCGACUAUGUUGCCAGCAGGCGAGCUGGCCGGCCUUGUCAGUCCAAAAAGUCGUCAGACUCUACGACCUCCACCAGUCGGCCACAGAGCAACAGCAGCACGCUUGGUAGCCCUCCAACCCAACUCUCGAAUGUGGCGGGAAAAGAGACACCAGCACCAACGGCAAUAAGAUCAACGACCAAUGACCUCCCCUCUACAUCGAAAGCCGCAGAUCUUUCCAACACUCCUCACAUGUGCUCGAGUGGCGACCUUGCUCCAGACUGGGAUGGCGCUUUCAAUACAUUUGAGCCUUUUGAAACCUUUACCAUCGACCCUUUUCCAUUACUGGAUGGCUCUUCCACUUUUGUCGACGACCUCUCCAACAGUAUCGACCCUCUGCCCAUGCAAGACCUCUUCAACAGCCAAUGCACGAUGCCAAUCGCUACUGCCAUCCAGAACGACUCGGCCGGUUGCACUCAAAAGUGUGACUGCUUAAGCAAGGCUAUGGGAUUUCUUGCGGAAUUACGGUCGGUCUCUAAGUCCUCCAUUCGACAAACGUCCAUCUGUGUGCCAACUACAGAUACUGUCAUUGUUCGAAAUAGAAACAUACUGGAGUCCACUAAGAAGCUUUUAGAUUGCAGCUGCGUUACCGAUGAGGUACUGAUGGUCAUCUUUCACUUGACCAUGAUGCAGAUCUUGAUGUGGUAUGCAGCUAUCGUUUCAGACCAGUCCAAGUCCGAUGAUGAGAUGUCUAACGGUACUGGUUCUCCCAAGUCUCAUUCUUCUCAAGAGCAGGUCCUCAAAUUACCCACUACGAUAGAUGGCUACCAUCUCGAUGGUGGUGACAACGAUCGAAUGGCGGCGCAACUCGUGCUCAGUGAGCUUCACAACGUGCAUUAUAUUGUCAAUAAAUUGACUAGCAAGUUGAACAAUCCAUCAGGACUCACUAGCCCUGAAUUGACAGAUCAACAAGUCUCUGCUGGUGCGAUGGAAUUGGAUGAUGCUGAAGGUGGUAGCGGCAUAUCGUUCAUCUCUGCCCAGACGAUGAAGCUAUUGCAAUCAGAUAUCAACAAGCGUUUGCGAACAGUCUCACUGCGCACUGUGGGAACUUUGCAGAAGUAG